GUGAUGUGUUAAAGCGCGGCGCUGCUCCCGAGUGUGUCCAGAUGGAUGAUGUUCGUCACGUCACCAGGAUAUUCAGGCAGCAAACACACUCAACGCACCGAGUUCCACUCACACACAACUCCUUCCUCGUCGGGGCUUGUUUCCAGAUGUGCUGAGAAUUGGAAAUAAACUGAAGCGUUUGGAUCAAAGGAGACACGUUUUAAUCGCAUCAUCAAGCAUUCAAGUGUGCCCUAGCACACUAUGGGAGAUAUCGAUAAGGCUGGAGCAUCAGACACGGUUGAUGUAACGCGCGUUUGAGGAGAUGUCAACUAGUGGCAUGCGUUUCAGAAGAGAAAUUAAACCUUAGAGUGCUCUUCAAACCACUGGAGAUUAUCAGAGAAAGUUUGUGAUGGAUUUCAACAUGACUCCUGGUGAAAAUUCCAGUAAUUCAUCUCAGCAUUUAAAUGCAGACAAUGAAGAGCAAUAUCACAAUGUCCUCAUGCCAAGCAUUUAUGGAGUCAUCUGCUUCGUGGGCAUUAUAGGCAACUGUAUUGUCAUCUACACUAUCGUCAAAAAGACAAAGUUCAGAGCCCAACAAACAGUGCCCGACAUCUUCAUCUUCAGCUUGUCCAUUGCAGAUCUUCUGUUCCUCCUGGGCAUGCCGUUCCUCAUUCACCAGCUGGUGGGCAAUGGCUCCUGGUGUUUUGGUGCCACCAUGUGCACCGUUAUCACAGCGCUGGACUCCAAUAGCCAAAUCGUGAGCACUUAUAUUUUAACAGUCAUGACUUUGGACCGAUACUUGGCGACAGUUCAUCCCAUCCGCUUUAAUCACAUUCGCACUCCCCGUGUAGCCGUGGCAGUGGUAGCGCUGGUGUGGAUUCUCUCACUGCUCUCCAUCACACCGGUGUGGAUGUACGCGGGUCUCAUGCCCCUACUGGAUGGAUCAAUGGGAUGUGCUCUGCUUCUUCCCAAUCCAGCCACAGACACCUACUGGUUUACUCUCUACCAGUUUGUGUUGGCGUUCGCUUUGCCGUUGGUGAUCAUUUGCGUGGUGUUUUUCAAGAUCCUCCAAAACAUGGCUGCCACAGUUGCACCACUGCCACAACACAGCCUACGUGUGCGCACUAGAAAAGUCACUCGGAUGGCAGUCGCCAUUUGCCUGGCGUUCUUCAUUUGUUGGGCACCUCAUUACAUCUUGCAGUUGGCACAUCUGAACGUACAACGUCCCAGCUAUGCGUUUCUAUUUGCCUAUAAUGUCGCCAUCAGCAUGGGCUACGCCAACAGUUGCAUCAAUCCUCUUCUCUACAUCAUGCUUAGUGAGACUUUCAAAAGACAGUUUAUUGUAGCCAUCCGGCCGGCCCACAAGGACUUCCGGGCUGAUCCGGCCGAGGGGAGCGUCAGUCUGCGUUUGGCCCCUGACGUGGCCCAGCAGUCCCAAUCAUCCCGAGAGCUGCUGCCGGUUACUGUGGCUGUGCAUUGACAAUAUUAUUUCACCUGGGAAUCUGCACUGAGUCACACGAACACAUUCUUUGUGUCCAUAAUGAGCUUGCGGCUAGAGAGACGACUAUGAAGCGUCUCGCAGAAUUGCUCAUUAACAGGUUUUAAGGGUCGAAGGGGACAUGUGAUGAUGCACAUUUUCCUUGGCACAUUUAUGUGCCGUGAAAGAGAUAUGAUGCUAACAAGACCCAAUUACAGCAAGGCUUUUAUAUCAGCUCUAAAUAUUAGAGAUUAAAAACUUUGGGGUUGGUGUGAGAUUUUUUAAUUGUUUAUUUCUCAUGAAGAUUGCAGUUAAAGAGUCUUAUUGUGACAUAAUUCUGUGAUUUAAUGUCUGUUUUUAAUAGCUGUGCUCCACUGAAUAUAUUUUGAAAUGUUAUUUAUUCCUGUGAUGACAAAUCUGCUUAGCCGUAAGUUAGCAGUGUUAUGUACAAUCCUUCAGAAAUCAUUCUGAGAUGCUGAUUUGGCAAUCAUUGGUGAUAAUUGCUACUACUGGAUGUUGCGAACAGUUGUGCUGCUUAAUGUUUUUGUGGAAACUGUGAUACCUUUUUUUAGGAUACUUUGAUGAAUAUAAAGGUCAGCAUUUAUUUUAAAUAGAAAUCUUAUUAUGCAUUUAAUGCAAGAAUUUUUAAAAGGAUCCCAAACAUUAUAUGUAUGUCAAGGACAAAAACUGUUUAAUUGUUCAGCUUCUUUGAAAAAAUGAAAAGAAAAAAUAUGGAUGGAAAUGUUCCAUCAUCAGCAUAGCAUAUAUUUUUAUGUAAAAAUGAAACAGUAUACUUAAUCUGGCCACAAAUGACUAAAAACGUCUUAAUUUGUAAAAUUUGCCAAAUUUGUAAAUCCCAGCCUGAUCUCACAAGGAAGCGUAAGUAUUUUACGUUUUGUCAUUUUAGUGGCUAAUUCAUACAAAUUCAUACAAGGUCAGUCGUACGAAACUGUACAGUUUUUAAAAGGAGGCCCAACCCCACCCCUAAACUCAACCAUCAUUGGGGGACAAGCAAAUCGUACUAAAUUCAUACGAAUUAGCCACUAAAUCAAAAAGUUACGAAUUGCCAUUAGAUUGUGUUGGUAAAUCCAACCCAGGCUCAUUCUGUAAACGUACCCCUAUAUACAUUUCUGGAGAGCGCCAAAUAGGUACCAGGAGCGAAUCAAAAACUACUACUGUCACCCCUGGCUUGUUUGUUUUGGGACUCAUGGAGUUGCGCAUUGAUGGAUUUGCUCUUCAGUGUUUGGACUUUCAGAAGUGAAAAAUUAAACCACACUCAACUAAACUGAACUGAACUUCAACUCGGAAAUCUGGACUGACACAGUUUCAAUUUACUAGAACUUCUAUGUUAAGCUGCUUUGACACAAUCUACAUUGUAAAAAGCACUACAGAAAUAAAAAUGAAUUGAAUUAAAUAUAUAAGGCUACGUUUUCAGAAUGAGC
Molecule: messenger RNA, 2898 nt
Organism: Danio aesculapii
Lineage: Eukaryota; Metazoa; Chordata; Actinopteri; Cypriniformes; Danionidae
Gene: mchr1b
Product: melanin-concentrating hormone receptor 1b
Exons: 3
Coding region: 389-1459 (356 amino acids)
Biological process (GO): neuropeptide signaling pathway
Cellular component (GO): neuron projection; membrane
Molecular function (GO): neuropeptide binding; melanin-concentrating hormone receptor activity
Source: RefSeq, a predicted model, not a curated record